GUAGUUUUCAAUUUGGGAUAUUGGGAUCGUGCAAUGGCCUAAUACUCAUCUCCGUAGACAAAGGGAAUUUAUUCUUGUGGAAUCCUACAACAAGACAAGCCAAGAAAAUUGCCUCACCCGAAUCUUAUGGUUUUACCGAUGCAUGGGACUUCCGAUGCGGAUAUUUCAUAUAUGGGUUCGGUUACGAUGACUCCACCGACGACUACAAGAUUGUAUGCGUAUUCGUCUUGGGUCCAAUGAAGCAACGUAGGACCACCACAGAGAUUUACAGUUGGAGGACUAAUACUUGGAAGAAAAUUGAGAAUUUCGAAAAGGGAGUACUAGUUAGGUGCAAUUUUGAACUCGGCAUGUUUACAAAGGGCAAGUUUGUGAACGGAAAGCUGCAUUGGCUAACGUCUCCAUACAAAGAGGAUGUAUAUGAUGACGAUGAAUAUUUAAAUAAUUGGGAAAUCGUCGGUUUUGAUUUGGCGGAGGAGAAAUACGAAAUUGUGGGCCGGCCGCAGUACCUUUCGAGUCAUAAUCAUUGCCAACCGCGGUUGCUUGAGUUGGGAGGUCACCUUAGUUUGACUUGCUUCAACGAAGAAAGUGGUAUGGAUGUUUGGGUUAUGACAAAGUACGGCGAGACGGAAUCUUGGGUUAAGUUUUGGACCUGUCCUCGUGGUGAGAUGAGAAUUGGUACAUGCCCGUCAUGGUUGACCGUCGAGAAUGGAGAUAUUGAAAUGUGUUUUCCAUCGCCAACUGGAAUGCGUGUGGUUUUUUGUAAAGGAGGAAGUAGUCGUGUGUCGCACAAGUCUCGAGUUGAUAUCGUUGAUCCUACUCAUUUCAAUUUUCACUUUGAGCCCAAUGUCUAUGUCGAAAGCUUAGUUUCACCGUUCGGCGGCGAUGAUGAACAACUCCUCUCCGACCAGGCCAAGGAUAAUACUACUAGCUAG
Erythranthe guttata (spotted monkey flower) is the source of this 932-nucleotide messenger RNA. RefSeq names its product F-box/kelch-repeat protein At3g23880. The record is from RefSeq and is a predicted model, not a curated record. Lineage: Eukaryota; Viridiplantae; Streptophyta; Magnoliopsida; Lamiales; Phrymaceae.